CUUAAGGCUGUUUUUACAUACAGCUCAUAGUAAAGUGCUUCAAACAGGGCCAGCUGGAUCUAACAGGUGUGUUAACGAGAGCAAUCAGAGACAACAUGGAGGUCUCUUUGUCUCUUCGGCACACCCGGAUUCAGGCAGCAGCACCACCAGCUGGGGGGGGGGUGUUACCUAAAGUCACCUGAUGCAGGUCACAUGACUGCCACCAUUGAGUAAAGCAGCUGUUUGGACUGUUCACAGAGUCACAUUUCAAGCAGAGAACACAGAGAAGAGAAGAACACACAUGAAGAGAUGGAGGGUUAUUAAAGGCAGGAGCACAUGCAGGCUGAAGCGGAGGAAACACAGCAUGUCUACAAGCUAUCCCACUCCCAUUUACUCUCACGCCGGACGAGGAGACUUCACAGAUGUUUACGAGCCAUCGGAGGACUCAUUCUUGUUAAUUGAUGCUCUGGAGAAAGAUGCAGAGAGGAUACAGCAGAUAAGCCCAUGUGUGUGUUUAGAGGUCGGCAGCGGCUCAGGAGUUGUAUCUGCAUUCCUGGCAUCCCUGGUUGGAUCUUCAGCUUCUUAUCUUUGCACUGAUGUGAAUCUUGUAGCAGCACAGUGUACAGCAAAGACAGCUUCCUGUAACAGUGUUGCACUGCAGCCUGUCAUCACAGACCUGGUGGAGUGCCUCUUGCCCAGGUUGAGUGGGAAAGUGGAUGUCCUCCUUUUCAACCCUCCCUAUGUGGUCACACCUUCAGAAGAGGUUGGCAGUACUGGGAUAGAAGCUGCUUGGGCCGGGGGGAAGCAAGGCCGAGAGGUGACUGAUAGAUUCCUGCCUCUGGUGUCAAAGUUGCUGUCCAGUAAAGGGCUGUUUUACCUCAUUACUAUAGCUGAGAAUGAUCCAGAGGAGAUCCUCCGAUUACUUGGAAAUCAUGGUUUGAAAGGAGAGUCGUUCCUGUCUACAAGAGCUGGGAAUGAAAGGCUGUCCGUCCUGCGCUUCCACAGGAGUCAACAAACGUGAACUGAAAACUGAAGUCAGUGGAAAGGAUUUUUCCUUUAUCUAAUUGGGCA
Molecule: messenger RNA, 1050 nt
Organism: Scomber scombrus (Atlantic mackerel)
Lineage: Eukaryota; Metazoa; Chordata; Actinopteri; Scombriformes; Scombridae
Gene: hemk2
Product: N-6 adenine-specific DNA methyltransferase 1
Exons: 10
Coding region: 281-1000 (239 amino acids)
Biological process (GO): methylation
Cellular component (GO): eRF1 methyltransferase complex
Molecular function (GO): nucleic acid binding; protein methyltransferase activity; S-adenosylmethionine-dependent methyltransferase activity
Source: RefSeq, a predicted model, not a curated record